Messenger RNA from Anoplopoma fimbria (sablefish), 1806 nucleotides. Its product is annotated as kelch-like protein 10. The transcript is spliced from 5 exons. NCBI's taxonomy places the organism in Eukaryota, Metazoa, Chordata, Actinopteri, Perciformes, Anoplopomatidae. Gene Ontology annotation, molecular function: protein binding. Bases 1 to 1806 code for a protein of 601 amino acids. The record is from RefSeq and is a predicted model, not a curated record.
AUGGACGAACAAGGAACAGCUUCCACCUCAUCGACUCCUCACAGAGGUGAGGUGGAGAGAAGGCUGCGUGACAGGGCGUCCUCGGCUCUGAAUGAACUCCUUCAGGAGAGGAAACUGUGCGAUGUGGUGAUCAAGGUGGGAGACGCCGCGUUCGAUGCCCACAAGAUCAUCCUCUGUAGCUGCAGCUCGUACUUUCGCACUCUGUUCACCGGUGCCUGGGCGAUCUCAAAGAAGAAGACGUACAACAUCCCCGGAGUGUCACCCCAAAUGAUGCGCCUCAUCAUCAAUUACGCCUACACCCACUCUGUUACCCUGACAGAGGAUAACGUGUUGGAGGUUUUUGCGGCUGCAGACCAGUUCUUGGUCUCCGGGAUCGUUCAGACCUGUUGCUUCUUCCUGGAGGACCAGCUGUGCCUGACGAACUGCAUUGGCAUCUGGAGGCUGAUGCACUUCUACCACUGCCCUGAGCUGAUGCGCAAGGUCUUCUUCUUCAUCCUGCACCGCUUUGAAGAGAUCAUCUGUGUCUCAGAGGAGAUCCUGGAGCUCUCGGUGCAGCAGCUGGUGGCCAUCAUUGAGAACGAUCACCUCAAUGUGAGACGAGAGGACACGGCGUUUGAGACCGUCCUGCGCUGGAUUUACCACCUGCCAGAACAGAGACAAGGUCUAAUCUCUGAGCUGCUGCCCAAGGUGCGGCUGGGCUUGAUGACCGCUCAUUACCUCCAGCACGUGGUGAUGAACAACGCUCUGAUAAACGACAGCCUCGAGUGUAUACCCAUCAUCAACGCUGCGGUGACAAAAUUUAUGGAUUUCCGGAACAGAUCCUUUAAAUCUGUCUACAGUAACCUGCUGAGCCGCCCACGUCUGCCUUCUUCCAUUUUGCUCAUCACCGGAGGCAAAAAUGGCACAACCGCCUCCAUUGGCCUCGAGGCCUACGACGCCCGAGCAGACUGCUGGGUCCCCGUGGGCACCGGGGAGAUUUGCCGCACUCACCACGGCGCCGCUGUCCUCAACGGCUUUGUGUACUUAAUCGGUGGCUCCAGCCAUGAAACCAACUUGAAUACCGUGCAAAAGUUCGACAUGGUGGCCUGCACGUGGCACCAGGUGGCGCCCAUGAACACCCGGCGCUGCUACCUCAGCGUCGCUGUGCAGAAUGGGUGCAUUUACGCCAUCGGGGGCUUCAACGGACACACCUACUACAGCACCGUCGAGUGCUACAAGCCUGAGACGGACCAGUGGACCAUGAUGGCACCCAUGCGUGCAAGGAGGUGUAGCGCCGGUGCCACAACUCUAAAUGGCAAGGUGUACAUUUGUGGAGGUUUCAACGGGAAUCGCAGCCUCUCCACGGCUGAAUGCUACGACCCGGACACCAACCAGUGGACCACGAUUGCCCCCAUGAGGAGCUACCGGAGCGGUCAUGGGGUCACUGCCUACAAAGACCGCAUCUAUGCAAUUGGUGGCACCAAUAGCGGGAUGACCCACCUGCGCAGUGUGGAGGCCUACAACCCGCGCACCAACACGUGGACCCACGCACCAUCCAUGUCCAAGCCCCGCAGCUACUUUGGCAUUGAGGUGGUGGACGAGCAGCUCUUUGUGGUCGGAGGAUACCAGGGCACCACCACCAUGUUGACCGUGGAGCGCUACGACGAGGAGGCCGGCCUGUGGUUCCGCGCCUCCGACAUUGAUAUGCCCCGCAGCGGUGCGAGCUGCUGCGUGGUGCACGGACUCCACGACGUGGUGGAGAACUUGUUCCCUCGUGGAUCCCUGACGUUCCCCACUGUGGACGGAGCUGAAGAAGGUUCCAUCUGA